This is a messenger RNA of Asterias rubens (European starfish), 2858 nucleotides long. RefSeq names its product serine/threonine-protein phosphatase with EF-hands 2-like. Lineage: Eukaryota; Metazoa; Echinodermata; Asteroidea; Forcipulatida; Asteriidae. The coding region runs from base 587 to 2596 and encodes 669 amino acids. The record is from RefSeq and is a predicted model, not a curated record. The transcript is spliced from 16 exons. Gene Ontology annotation, cellular component: nucleus; cytosol. Gene Ontology annotation, biological process: detection of stimulus involved in sensory perception. Gene Ontology annotation, molecular function: manganese ion binding; iron ion binding; protein serine/threonine phosphatase activity.
ACGUACGGCUCUUACAUUGAAGACGUCCAAAACGUCCGUGAAAUUGCUCUAAAACCAAGAGAAACUUUGUGAUAGUACGACGAGGGACUGGAUAACUUGACUGCCCUACAUAAAAGAGAGGAAGAAUACGUAUUAGACGAAGAGGAAUUCAGUUAAAAUAAAAAGACAGCAUCUAGAUAAACAUCAGUGCAUGGACAGCAUUUACUAAGGGGUCAAUCAGAAGCAGUAUGACCGUAAUGUUGCAUCUUCCGCUGAGCUAAGACCUUAGCUACGCCAAGCAGCUAUAUCCCUACAGAGGAGCAGACAUCACUGCCUCGUCUUGUGUAUUACAUCUUAAACACUGUCUGGAGUGUCCAAUCAGUUUAGGAGAUAGAUCCAUAGGAUGAAGCUGUGUGGGUUCAACUCUGCAUGUAAGUGAGCUUCUUCGUUCACCGUUACACUCUGGAAUCAACAACUAUCAAAGAGGAGCAGUCAGGGACUCAGAUUAUUUUCACUGGUGACAGGAGCUGACGAGGUACCGAUGGGUGGCCACAUCUCAUAGGAUCAUAUCACCCUGCAGCAUCGCCAUAGCAACAGAUUAAGCAUCAUGGGCUGUGGAGGAUCAAGCCAACCUCGCUAUGAGAUGAGCAAAUCGGAGAAAUCUUUGAAAGCAGCGUUAUUAAUCCAACGAUGGUAUCGUCGCUACCAGGCAAGGUUAGAAGCAAGACGACGGUGUACGUGGAACAUCUUUCAGAGUAUAGAAUAUUCAGGAGAGCAAGAUCAACUCAAGCUCUAUAACUUCUUCAAUGACAUGAUUGCGUCCAUCGGGGACUCGCCCAAGGCCAGCUUUCUCCAGCCUCAGAAUCAAAUAUCAGAUGAAGAAGAGAACCCCCACGUUAUCCGAGACGAUAAGCUGGACAAUCUGGAUGGCAACCAGAUCCCUGUGGAAGCAUCGUACGACGGGGUUCACCUGACGUUACCUCUUAACCCCAAGCAACUCCAGGAUCUCAUAGAGAGUCUUAAAGAAGGUCACCCUCUACACGCAAAGUACUGCAUUCAGGUCUUACUGGAAGCGCGCAAGCUGCUCAUGACCAAGCCCAACGUCAACCAGGCCACGACGGCACUUGCAAAACAAAUAACCGUUUGUGGUGACUUGCAUGGAAAGUUGGAUGAUUUAUUAAUUAUAUUCUACAAGAACGGUCUACCAUCAAAGGAAAACCCGUACAUCUUCAAUGGUGACUUUGUUGACAGGGGGCCACACUCUGUAGAAAUUGCGGUCUUACUCUUUGCCUUCUUACUUGUCUACCCUAAUGAGGUCUACUUGAAUAGAGGGAACCAUGAAGACCACAUUAUGAAUCUGAGAUAUGGUUUCAACAGGGAAGUCCAAAUGAAAUAUGGAAAGCCCAAUUGCAAGCAAGAAGCGCAGUGGCUCAUCCCACUCUUUAAAGACAUCUUCUCCUGGUUGCCCCUAGCAACCAUCAUUGAUGGCAAAAUACUGGUUACCCACGGUGGCAUUUCAGACAAGACGGACCUAACGUGCCUAGACAACAUUGAGAGACAUAAGUACAAGUCGGUUCUCAAACCGCCCCUCAAAGAAGGAGCGGAAGAAAUCACUGGAGACGAAGAUGACCUCUCAGACAAGGUCAACUUCUCGGAAUGGCGUCAGAUUCUAGACGUUUUAUGGAGUGACCCUAAGAUAGUCGACGGCUGCACGCCCAACUUGUUCCGUGGAGGCGGGAGCUACUUUGGACCGGACGUCAGCCGGAAGGUCUUGAAGAAACACAACUUAGAUUUGCUGAUUCGGUCGCAUGAGUGCAAGCCAGAGGGCUAUGAGUACACACAUGAUGGACUGGUGCUGACAGUCUUCUCUGCAUCCAACUACUAUGAGAUGGGAAGCAACAAGGGGGCGUACGUCAAACUGGGUACAGACCUCAAACCACGCUGUGUCCAGUACAUGGCCUCAAAGUCGCAUCAGAAACUCUCCAUGGCUCAGAGGUUAAGCAUUGUGGAGGAGUCGGCUAUACGAGAUCUAAGAGAGAAAAUGGCGUCUAGCAAGUCAAGUCUAAAGCAGGGAUUCCAACAGUUUGAUCCAAGCAGUACAGGGUAUAUAACACUAACGCAAUGGGCCCAUGUAAUGGAAGAAGUACUGGAGUUAACUAUUCCUUGGCGUACAUUGAGGGAUAAACUCAUACGAGUCAACGAUCAGGGUAUGGUUGAAUACGAGUCGUGUAUGGAGGUGGAACUAAUGAUAGGAGGACUGAGUGAGGGACCCAGCGUCACUGAGGUGCUGUAUAGAAACAAGAACAGCCUGGAGACGAUAUUCAGAGCUAUGGACAAAGAUCACUCAGGCACGAUAACGAUGGAUGAGUUUGAAGAAGCCUGCAGCCUGCUCAGCAAGCACGUCGGCUCGGACAUUUCAAAGAAAUCGGUGCAAGACAUGGCGCGCAGUAUCGACAUCAACAAAGAUGGCUACAUAGACUUCAAUGAGUUCCUGGAGGCGUUCCGAUUAGUGGACACACAGGUCAAACAGGAAGAACUGAAAAGUAACGGAUCAAAAGCUGACAUCAAACUGAGUAGUAACGGAGCCACGGAGAUCGAUGGCAACACUGUGCUAUGAUCUAUGGGUGUCUCAGUUAGGGGGAACGAUAGCGCUGGACAUUUCUAAUGUGCUCAUGUUUCCUAAGUAUGACUUUAGGAGUAUUUUGAUGGUAUUCAAAACUGAUUUUCUAAGCAGUAACUGUUUUUCUAAGCAGUAAAGGAGCCCAGGAGAUUGAAGGUGGCACUGUGCUAUGAUCUGUUGGUGACUCUUCUAGGGGGAAUGAUAGCACUGCAGCCAAUUUCACAAAAUGCUAGGAUUAAUCCAGACUAACUUAAGAUGG